This is a messenger RNA of Arvicola amphibius (Eurasian water vole), 825 nucleotides long. RefSeq lists its product as uncharacterized. The record is from RefSeq and is a predicted model, not a curated record. Lineage: Eukaryota; Metazoa; Chordata; Mammalia; Rodentia; Cricetidae.
AUGACCAAAGCUCAUAUGACACAUUAUCAAAGCCUUUUGUUGACUGAACGAGUGACCUUUGCUCCCUCUGCUGUCCUCAAUCCCACCACUCUACUGCCUGAGACUGAUGACUCCUCACCUACACAUCACUGUACUGAUAUUCUGACAGAAGAAGCUGGUACUGAAAAUGAUCUGAAGGAUCAGCCUUGGCCUGAGAGUCCAAGCUGGUAUGCGGGUGGCAGCAAUUUCAUGGUUGAAGAGUUCCACCCGCGAGUAGUGGGACUAAAGACUGAUACCUCUCCCAUAGGAGUAUGUCAGUACCGAAUGAGCCAAGAGGCUAGAGAAGGAAUUAGACCUCAUGUCCAGAGGCUUAUCCAACAAGGUAUUUUGGUGACUUGCCAGUCUCCCUGGAGCACUCCCUUGUUUGCCUUCAAAAAGCCUGGCACUAAUGAUUACAGACCAGUACAAGACCUAAGGGAAGUUAAUAAGAGGGUUCAGGACAUGUACCUGACUGUCUCCAACCCAUACAACCUUCUCAGCUCACUCCCACUAGACAGGAAAUGGUACACUGUUUUAUAUCUAAAAGACUCUUUCUUUUGCCUGAGGUUAUAUCAUUCCAACCAACCUUUUUUUGUUGAAUGGAGAGACCUGGAAACUGGACUGGUAGUUCAAUUGACCUGGACCAGACUACUCCAAGUGGUCAAAAAUUCUCCCACUCUUUUUGAUGAAGCCCUCUACCGGGACCUGGAUACCUUCAGAGCUGAAAAUCUACAGGUAACCUUGCUCCAGUAUGUUGACAAUUUACUUUUGGCAACUACUGAACUUGAGUGCAGACAAGGAAACUGA